Messenger RNA from Dioscorea cayenensis subsp. rotundata (Guinea yam), 794 nucleotides. RefSeq lists its product as uncharacterized. The coding region runs from base 72 to 644 and encodes 190 amino acids. Gene Ontology annotation, cellular component: chloroplast stroma. The transcript has 3 exons. The record is from RefSeq and is a predicted model, not a curated record. Gene Ontology annotation, biological process: iron-sulfur cluster assembly. NCBI's taxonomy places the organism in Eukaryota, Viridiplantae, Streptophyta, Magnoliopsida, Dioscoreales, Dioscoreaceae. Gene Ontology annotation, molecular function: protein-macromolecule adaptor activity; iron-sulfur cluster binding.
GCAUUCGCGUUGUUCGUCGUUUUUCUUUGGGAGUUUCGAGAGAAAAAAAAAUCCUCGUCUUCUCGUCGUCAAUGGCGCUCGCCGGAACGACCUCUUCCGCCUUUCUCUGCCGGUUGCCCAGUGGUUCACGAUCUCCAUGCCCGUCUCGAUCUUCUAUUAGCUUCGCUUUGUCGAGUCUCGCUGAUUUUGGUCACCGGGGAGCUAUCUCCAUCCGAUGCAGCGCUGUUUCUGAGGCACCAACUUUUGAGAACCUCGCCCCUGCAAUUUCCUUGACCGCAAAGGCAUUGACGCAUCUAAAUAAGAUCAGGUCGGAAAGAAAUGAAGACCUUUGCUUAAGAAUUGGAGUGAAGCAAGGUGGCUGCUCUGGUAUGUCUUACACUAUGGAUUUUGAAGACCGAGCCAAUGCAAAAGCAGAUGACUCAAUCAUUGAAUACAAUGGCUUUCAAAUUGUAUGUGAUCCAAAGAGUCUUCUUUUCCUCUACGGCAUGCAGCUUGAUUUUAGUGAUGCACUUAUCGGGGGAGGCUUCUCAUUCAAGAACCCUAAUGCGACGAAAACCUGUGGUUGCGGAAAAUCUUUCGCCUCGGGAGCAUCAGGGGAAUCGACACCGGAAGCAUCAGCCAUGGACUGCAAUUCAAGCUCCUAAAAUGCUCUCUUAUUGUAAGUAUGUAACUGUGUCAUGCUUGUGGUGUGUGCUUCACCAGUGUGUGGAUAAUCAUACUGCUUAGAAUGAUAGUUUCAUACUUGUAAUAUACUGCAUAAAAAACUCUUAUCACAUGUUCAUAAUUUGUUCUCA